This is a messenger RNA of Lactuca virosa, 1460 nucleotides long. The record is from the annotation of a GenBank genome assembly. Lineage: Eukaryota; Viridiplantae; Streptophyta; Magnoliopsida; Asterales; Asteraceae.
UUCACUCCAUAAAAAAUGGCCCUACUCUAUAUCCUUCCUCUCCUCCUCCACCUCAUCUGCCCAAUUACCACCGUCUCCUCCGUCGGGAUAAACUAUGGCACACUGGGAAACAACCUUCCUUCACCAAAAACAGUAGCCCAACUCCUCCAAUCCACUCUCAUUGACAAGGUCAAGAUCUACGACUCCAACCCUCAAAUCCUCCAAGCCUUCUCCAACUCCGGUAUAGACCUCAUAGUCGCCGUCGAGAACAACCAUGUUGCUAACAUAAGCUCCACCAAGUCCGCCGCCCAGGACUGGUUCUCAGCCCGUAUCGCCCCUUUCAUCCCCGCCACCUCCAUUGUCGCCAUUGCUGUCGGCAACGAAUACUUAGCCACAGAUGACGACAGCCUUGACCCUAAUAACCUUAUCCAAGCUAUGCAAAACCUACACGAAGUCUUGUUAACCCGUGGACUUGACCGGAAAAUCAAGAUCUCAACCCCACAUAGCAUGGCGGUGUUAGCCACCUCAUUUCCACCGUCUGCCUCCACCUUUGCCACCACACUCAUGCCAACAAUGACCUCCAUUGUUACUUUCCUAGCCGACACCGGCUCACCGUUCAUGGUCAAUGCCUACCCUUACUUCGCCUACCGGGACAACCCUACCACAGUCCCACUAGAAUACGCGCUACUCGGGAACUCCACCGGGGUCCACGACCCUAGCGGAUAUGUCUACACAAACAUGUUAGACGCACAGAUCGACGCGAUCAGGUCAGCGAUCGCGUCGCUUGGAUUCGGAAACAGAUCGAUUCAUAUCACUGUUUCCGAAUCCGGAUGGCCGUCAAAAGGCGAGCCUGACGAAACAGCAGCUUCGCCGGACAAUGCGAAAACCUACAACACUAGGUUAAUCACCAAGGCCCAAUCCAACAAAGGAACCCCAAUGAAACCUAACGACAAAAUAGACAUAUUUGUGUUUGCUUUAUUUAAUGAAAACAAGAAAGAAGGAGGAGCAAGUGAGAGAAACUUUGGACUCUUCAAUGGGGAUGGUUCGAAGGUUUAUGAUGUGGACUUGAGUUGUGAGUUUUGUAGUGGAACCAAAAUGGAGUUUGGGUUCGGACCAGGGUCGAAGAUGGUUCAAAGGGGUCCAUCGGUUUGGUGUGUGGCUAAGCCACAUGCCGAUGAGAGGGUGGUUCAGGGUGUUUUGGACUUUUGUUGUGGGGCAGGUGGUGUGGAUUGUAGGGAGGUUUAUGAAAAUGGGGGGUGUUUUAUGCCGAAUAAGGUUCAUGCACAUGCAUCGUAUGCAAUGAAUGCGUAUUAUCAAAUGCAUGGAAGAAAUUAUUGGAAUUGUGAUUUUAAAGGAAGUGGUCUAGUCACCUUCAGUGACCCAAGUUAUGGAACAUGCAGAUACUCCCAACAGUAGCAAGAAAGGGUGGAAGGCAAAUGAAAGGCUAUAUAUAUUAUGGCCAUAUGGUUCGAUAUUCAAGC